AUUCCUUGCGAUUUUUUUCUUAGCUCAUGUUGUGACUCUUGUGGCAGAGAUAUAUGAGAUUUGAUAAGGAAGUUUGGCGUUAGAUUACUUUCCUCUCUCGUGGAGUGUUUGUGUGGCGAAUUUUCACGUGGAGAAGGAAUUGUGUUGAGGUGUGAGCCUACAGAGGUACAGCCAAGUAGUCUGCAGCAGUGCGAUGUAGUUAAGAUCACUCAUCUGGGUGACAUCCUGCUAACGAGCUUUCGUCACACUGAGGAGAGUUUUCUUGCAGAACAUUUUCCCACACAUAAGGAAAAUUCGUAUGCGCGCGCGUUCUACAAAUAGCCGCGUGGUUAGGGAAGAGAGUGAGAGAGAGUUUGAGAAAGAAGAAAAAAAAGAGAGACAUUUAACCAAUUAUUUGACGAAAAUAAAUUUGGUUGGAUGUAAAUAAAAUUUGAAGAAAAUGUGGUGGAGAUUUUUGUGAGUUUGUGGAAAAUUGUGGGAGAAAAGGAGAGCGAGAGAAAAUGCGGAGAAGAUGAAUGUGAGACGACACAGUGUUUAUAAUGCUUUUGAUCGACUAAUCUGGAUUUAUCUAAUAUCUGUUCUGUGGUGUGAGUGUGUUUACGAGGAAACUAUAUACAUGAAUUUUCUUUCUUUGAAAAACGUGCUAUCUAAUCUUACGCGUAGAUACUUUAUAUUAUGUUAGAAAAACCAAAUCGUCAUUGUUAUCAUCAUACACCAUCAUUGUCUGGUGGUGGGUGAUCGCAGGCAUGAUCGUGCGGUGAGUUUAUUUGAGAAAAGAAGAAGGAAGAGCAAGAGAAAAAUCGCCAUACGUUGGAGAACGGAAAAAUCGACAGGAAAAGUCGAUACGUGUGUGGUGUUUAAGACAGAGUGCGGAGGAGAAAAGUCGAAAGAAAAAAAACGAGAUCUUUUUAAAAAUACAACGUGAUCGCAGACGAUCGCGGAUCUCUGGACAUGGGAUUCUCCGCGCAGUGCUAAGGCCGCAGCCCGGAGGAAAUGAUAUUUUCAGCCAGGAAAUGUAUUAUAGGUGGAAGUUGAAAAGUACGUUUUGGAAAAUCAAUCAUUUCCGAUCAUUUCAGUGAGAAGAGAAUCUUAAGAGUUGCAAAAGAGAAAAAAAGAAACGAAAAGAAGAUCUCUUUCUGUGUCCAUCCAAUUGAGGAUGAAAAUGUGAUCAUUUUGUGGUGCUUUUCCGCAUUAUUUUCUUUAUUUAUUUGACCUAUUUUUGGAGUGAUUUUUGUGUGUUCCUUGUGUGCUUUACGCAAAGACUUCAUUCAUUUUUCAUUUUGCCUUUUGUGGCCUUUUUCCUCGAUUGGUUUUUAUCAAAAAUCUCUCUGUGUAAAAGGAUUAAUUUUUCUCUGAAAAAGAGAGGAAAGUUUGUGUUGAAGAAGAAGCAUUGAAAGUGAUAAUAUUUUUGUGAAAGAAUUUUGAAAUGAAAUAUUAUUUAUGAUGCUAUGAGGUGAUUUUUUAUGCGCGUGCCAUGAAACAAUUUUCGUUUAGGCGUUAUGCACGAAAGCAGGGAAAAAAAUCGAGAGAAAUGUUUUCAAAAAUAAAGUGUCGCAGCAGUGCCAAGAAUUCCUUCCCAAUGUUUUAAAGCCAAUCAUCACACACAAAGUCCCAUUGGGGAAGAAAAUCAUUUUCAUGCUGAUCACAUUUUCAUCAAUUCGUCCCUCUAUUGCAAGCAAAAUGGCAAAAGUAAUGCAGAAAGACAUCAUGUGGAUUAAUUAAUUUUUGGGGGAAUGCAUAAAAGAAAGAGAUCAUCCCUUAUGAAUCGUCCAAGGGGUAGGAGAAAGUGUACGCUAUCGGUGAAAUUGUUGAAUUUAGUUAUACGUCUUCGUCGCAGAUUUUCCUACAAUUUAUCAGCAACAUCAUCGUCACAGAAUCAACAACAUGUCGUGGAGAAUGGCUCAAAUGGGGGUAAUGUUGAAAAUCUCAGUGGAUCAAUUUGUCUCGGGAGUGGUGAUGUGGCGACAGGAGGCACAAAUGUGCGACAUUCGGCGAAUUUCUCUCCAUUUGGUGCCAUUUCUCGUCCCCUCGAUCGUGGCCACAAGCACGCCUCCCAUGGAAAUUUGUCGCCGCAGGAGAAUGCUCUAAUUUCGGGUGGUAGUGGCCCAUAUUCCAGUACGUAUGGCGAUGAGCAGAGUGUGGCCAUGGCAGCGGUGGGUGGCAAUGAAGUGGAUGGUACAAAAGUGGCCAUGGCGCUCACCACGACGUCCACGCGUUCAACCCUCCUGCCAUGGGGUCAGCAUACACGUUCCACAAUUGCAGCCAGUGGGAGUGGUUCGGCGUCUGCUGCCGAUGUGGCCAGUUCAAGUAGUGGGAGCGCAGAUGCAUCACUGCGUCCAGGAGAGAUUGUCAUGCGAUCCCUUUUUGCGGAUUUUACGCAACAGGCGGAGAAAAAGAUUGAAUCAGUAAUGCUUGAGGGCUCGGAGAAGAAUCUCUCGAAGCUCCUCCAGCGUGGUGAGGAUUCUCAAUUUGAUCAAUUACUCUCAGCUUUGGGUUCUGUUGCGGAGCACUGUCUCCCCUCAUUGCUGAAUACCCUCCUGGCGUGGCAUAAGCGUCAAUUAUCCGAUGCAGAGAUUAAGAAUGAUCUCAAACGAAUGGAAAAGAUGAAGUCGAGUAUGGAUAUUGAGUUGCAGCUCCAAAGGAGGGAGUCAGCCGUGGAAUUUAUCUUCUGCCUCGCCCUCAUUGAGAUUCUCAAGCAAUUGCCCUUCCAUCCGGGGCAUGAGGAUAUAAUAAAGAACAUUGAGAAUCUCGCCUUUAAGCACUUCAAGUACCGCGAGGGGCUGCAGACUAAUCCAAAUGCCCACAAUAUUCACAUGAUUGCCGAUCUCAAUGCUGAAGUUGUGGGUGUUCUGGCACAGAGUCGCUUCAGCUCCGUACGCAAGAGAUUCAUGUCAGAGCUAAAGGAGCUGCGUGCCAAGGAGCCAAGCCCUCAUACAACACAAAGUAUUAUUAGUCUACUCAUGGGGAUGAAAUUCUUCCGGGUUAAGAUGGUACCAAUUGAGGAGUUUGAAGCAUCCUUUCAAUUCAUGCAUGAGUGCGCUCAAUAUUUCCUCGAAAUAAAAGACAAGGACAUCAAGCAUGCAUUAGCUGGGCUUUUCGUGGAAAUUCUCGUCCCCGUUGCAGCGGCUGUAAAGAAUGAAGUGAAUGUGCCGUGUGUGAAGAAUUUUGUGGAUCUCCUGUAUUCCCAAACGUUGGAUGCUUGUACAAAGUCAAAGCAUCGCUUGGCACUUUUUCCGCUUGUUACGUGCCUCCUGUGUGUGGCGCAGAAGACAUUCUUCCUCAACAAUUGGCACUACUUCCUGGCUAUGUGUUUGAGUAAUUUGAAGAAUCGCGAUGCAAAGAUGAGUCGUGUGGCCCUUGAGUCACUCUAUCGUCUUCUCUGGGUCUAUAUGAUACGCAUAAAGUGUGAAUCGAAUUCAGCAACGCAUUCCCGCCUCCAGAGUAUUGUGAACAGCCUCUUUCCGCGUGGCUCCAAGUCGGUGGUGCCAAGGGACACCCCAUUGAAUAUUUUUGUGAAAAUUAUCCAAUUUAUUGCCGCCGAGAGGUUGGAUUUUGCCAUGAGGGAGAUUGUUUUUGAGCUCCUACUCGUGGGACGAUCGAUAAAGGUGAUAACAACUCCGGAGAGGAUGAGUAUUGGCCUGAGGGCAUUUCUCGUGGUGGCGGAUUCGCUGCAGCAAAAAGAUGGUGAACCACCAAUGCCCAGAACUGUUGGCGUCCUGCCAAGUGGGAAUACACUUCGUGUUAAGAAGACUUACUUGAAUAAGAUGCUUACGGAAGAUACAGCUCGCACCAUUGGUAUGUCCAAUUACUUUCCGCACGUGCGACGGGUAUUUGUGGAUAUGCUACGUGCCCUAGAUGUGCACUGUGGACGUCCACUUAUGAUGACAAAUACACAAAAUGUCAACAAGGAACCCGAUGAACUCCUCACCGAUGAGCGUCGACCCAAAAUUGACCUCUUUCGCACAUGUGUGGCAGCAAUACCACGACUUAUUCCAGACAAUAUGACCGGUCAUGAACUUGUGGACUUGCUGUCACGCCUAACGGUUCACAUUGAUGAUGAACUGAGGGGUCUGGCCUAUCAGUCACUCCAGACCCUCAUGAUUGACUUCCCGGACUGGCGACAAGAUGUGAUACAUGGCUUCACACAAUUUCUCGCACGUGAUGUCGCCGAUGUCUUUCCGCAGUUCGUGGAUAAUGGAUUGAGAAUGCUUGUGAUGUUCCUCAAUACAUGGCGUAAUGCUGUUGCAAGUAAUACAUUGGGGAAUCCAACAAAUGCCAUAAGUACGAGUAAAAUCAGCACAAGUUAUUCCACGAAUACGGUGAAGGAAGCUCCAGGAUUUGUGCAGCAGCAGCAUCAGCAGCAGCAGCAACAGCAGCAAAAUGCAGCGAGUACCACGACAUCCAAUUCAAGUGGAAAUUCCAGCGUGAAUUCAAGCGGUGUCUCGAGUAUAACGCAACAAUCAACGGCGACAGUUGUUGAUGUUGCACGGAAAUCGAAUAGUAUGGAACAACCACUGGGGACUACGUUUCAUCUUGUUGAAGGUCUAGCGCUCAUUGUGCUAUGCAAUAGUCGACCACAGCCGAGGAAAUUGGCUGUACAUAUCAUGAAGGAGGUGAAGAAUCUCAAGAAGGCACUCGGGUUGCCGGAAACGGAGCCACCACUCAUCGAUGUCAUCGACAAAUGUUGCCCUUCCUUGAUGGAUAAAUGUCUACCGAUGCUGCCACAAGCAGAACGGGCAGCAAUGCUGGCGGCCAAUGUGAUUGAUCUGCAAUGGAUUGCAGAUAGAACAAGUGGAAUUUGGUCCAUUGGGCAUACGGAAGAUGUCACAAAAGCAUCCACAUUAACGUUGAAUCUCUCACAGAGUAGUAGCGCGGCAAGUCAGCAAUUUGAUCCGUGGGUGGUGCUCCUUUUUGGCUUUAUGGAACGCAAUAGGGUACUUCAGCAGUGCCCAUCGGUUGUGGCACAAGCCUGGCCUGUUUGCUAUCAACGAGUCACGGGGCUGUACUCCGUAAUUGAUCCAACUCCUGUGAGUGACAAUCGAGCAUCGCUUCUGAGAAGUUCAGCUCCACCGAAGAAGAACCCUCUUGAGAAUCAGAGAGAUUCUCUGGCACAUUUGUGGAAGAAUCAAGUAGCAAUGGCCAUGAGGGUUGUACCGCCCAUUCCCAGUGUUGCCGUACGGUGUGCAUCACCCGAUUUAAGUCUCAGUCUGCAUGAGCAUUCCGAUUCACGGUCGUUGUCUGAUUCUUUGGAUAACAUACCGUCAAAUGUAUUCGGCCCGGAAGGAAUGAUUACCAGAUUUACUUUACCACUCUCGUAUGGACGGAAAGAUUUUCGUAAUAAGCGGCAAGGCUCCUCACCGGAUUCUCUGACGGCUGAUCGGAGUGAUAAGUCGGGUUCGGCUGCUUCCACAUCACCCGUUGCUCUGUACAAAUUGGUCGUACCAUUGCUACGGUGCGAGGUCACGGAUGUCCGUGAUGCUGCCGUUAAUGCGCUUGGAAUGAUAAAUCCGGAUGCCCUGAAGGAUCUCAUGGAUGAACUGGUGAUUUACAUUCGUGAAGCAAUAGACCGGAAGCAAGAAAAUAUGCGACGAAGGCGACGCCGGGACGCGCUAAGGUUGCAACUUGUGCGGGUGUUGGAGAAGAUUGCUGACAAUGGGACGUAUGGGGUCAGUCCGUGGGUGCUUGAACGUGAAAGUAUGUCGCUCCAUCCGACUUUUGUGGAGUACAUAGAUGGGGCACGCCUCUACCUCGAGGCGGAAAUCGAUAAGGAGAACACGAGCAUUAGGGAUGUUAAGACCCACUUUUGUGACUUUAUACGGAAGCUCAUCAAGAAUUUUCCACUGGAAGCCUGCGGGACACUCCUUUCACGGGAUCUAAAGAGGAAUUUAUUCAACUUAUUUGCUUCAUGGAGUGGAGAAUUUGCAAAGCCUCUUGGAAUUUCGCACAAUACUGCGUCAUCUGGGAGUUCAGCUGAAGAGGAAAAAUUACAAUUUAGCGCUCUUCAGGCCAUGUCCGUUCUCCUUUGCCGUGGGUUCUGCUUCAAUACACAAUACCUGGCAGAAGAGGGACUUAUUUAUCCUUGGCUCGAUAUGCUACUUGAAUCCAAAGAUGAGAAGAUCUACCAGUUGGCUAAAGACACCGUUGUGUUGCUAUUUGAGUCUAAUCCAGAUAUGGGUCAAUUACUCGAAUGGGCAAUUGAUCGUUGCUACACAGCACUUCCAAGGCAGGCAGAUGCGUGCUUCUUAGCCCUUGCAGCCAUCUUCAGUGCGAGAGAAUAUCCUUGUGACCAUUACACAUCUGUUAUAAAUGUAACACUGCUGAUGACAGGAUGCCCCCGUAUUGCUGUUCAUUCAACCGCCAUACAGCUACUACAAGUACUCGAUAAGAGAUUCUUUGGCACGGUUGGUCCUCUACAUCCGGAAAAUGAGAAGGAUGAAGAACGUCUUGGGACUCUAGAUGUCCUCCUGACCAAUGCUUACUGUCGAUCUCAGAUGUUCCUAUCAAAGCAAAUGGCUCAAUUGCGUCCUGAACUCACAAUGCCCAUGUUUUCUGAAAUUACUCAUCGCUUUCAAACGGCCCGUGCUGAGGUUCGAGUGUCUCUUCUGCAGUGUCUUCUGCCGUGGUUGGAAAAUGUUGAACUUGUUGCCGCAAGUGUACCACCAGCCACCCCAUUGUCCUACAUUAUGUAUUACCCAGAUACAGGAAAUAAAGGACGCAGAGAAGGGUCAGGAUCAACGGAAGCAACGGAAAUGAUAUUAAAUAAUCUCUUCUACAUUACUGUCAAGUUUGCAGACUCCCAUUCAAGGGACAUUGAGGAAUUGUGGGGUACACUGUGUCAAUUCUGGCAAAACAAUCUCAAAGUAAUACUGCGAUAUUUAGUCAUAAUGUCAGGCAUGGCGCCAACUGAACUUUUACCCUAUGCAAAACGAGUGGCUCUCUAUCUCGCCCGGACAUGCCCCAAUCGGUUACUCGAUGAACUAAUGUCGGAACUGCAAAUUGUGGAAACACUUAAUUGCCUCAUCGAACGUACGGAAACACCCCCAUUUUAUCGAUUGACCAGCAUGAGGAAGGCCUCGAGCCAUUCAGAUGGUCCUGCGACUGGCGCUAAUGAUGCUCGUUUGCAGGAAUUGGCCGUGGAAAAGGGGACAAUCCACACAAAACGCCACAGUGGCGAGGAUCCCAUAAAAACAGGAACUUGCAAAUCCGACAGCGGCCUGAGAUCCUUCUCCACGGGCUAUCGACCCCCAAGAGGAAGUGACAAAAUCCGUGCAGCAUCAGGUCCAUCAAUCUUACCCAGACCAGAGGAUGUUAUCACAAAUGAGCCAGAGUUGACACAGGAGGAGGGAUUUGAGUUGAGAUCAAAUGGAGCACCCGUGGCACCGCAUCCACUCCCCAUGCCCGAGUAUGGGGGUUAUUUUGCACCCCUUACGGAAUUCUUACCCGAUAUGAGCUUACCAAUUAGUGGGUUUCAUCGAUGCAAUGUAGCUGUGAUGCUUUUGACCGAUAUUGUGGUUGAUGGUAUUCCGGGAAUUGAUUGGACACUCCACAUUCCACUUAUGAUGCACAUUUUAUUCCUCGGAAUUGACCACACACGUCCCAUUGUGCGGGAUCACUGCAAGCAACUUCUGCUGAAUUUAUUGGUGGUUCUCGCUGAGCACAGUGAUCACCUGAGUGUGGCACGUAUUUUGCUAAAUAGCGAAACACUGAGACUCGGGCUGGGUAUUACGGUGCCAACAUUGCCGGUGAUUCAGCAUAAUUUCACCGAACCUGACCAGGAGUUUGAUAGUUAUCUCUUUGGCCCAAUUGUACCUGCUGCAGUUGGGACACAGGCAGCAUUAACAGGUGGUACGGCACCACCGGAAAAUUACGAAGUACCAUUGAUUGUAACGGAGGAGAAUGCUCCACCCCAGCCGGGACCAUCAAUGCCAACGGCUCAUGUUAUUAAGAGUCUCAUCCUCUUCCUUUCACGUGGCUCCCCACAGCCACUGUGGAAUUAUGAGGAUAUCACAGCGAAGUUGUGGAGUAUUAAAUCCGCCGAACAGCUAACAUGCUUCCUCCAUCACAUUCUCAAGGUCUUCUCAGACAGCUAUCCCCUUGCGAGGAUUUCCGAAAGAUGGUCUCAGACAGCUCUUCAGCUGGGGCUUAGCUGUUCAUCGCGUCACUACGCUGGGAGGAGUUUACAGGUGUUCCGUGCUCUCAAUGUGCCCAUCAAUUCCCGCAUGUUGUCCGACAUUCUAUCGCGCCUUGUGGAAACUGUGGCUGAACAGGGGGAAGACAUGCAGGGUUACGUAACGGAAUUGCUGUUGACACUGGAAGCUGCUGUAGACAGUUUGGAUUCAGACUUUAGGCCAUUGGAUGUGAUGAAGGAUAUCUUCAAGAGUACACCGAAUUUAAACAACAAGGAUGGCACAAAUACUGCAGCAGGUAAGAAAUCCCCAUCGGGAGUUCCUGGAUCACCGUUGACCGCAAAUUUCUCAGCCAAUCAGGGGCAUACACGGAGUACAAGCUACUCCGUGUCCUAUUGCACACGUAAGACAACGUCGUCACCCAACGAUAAGCAGGUGGAGCUGAGAAAUAGAGCAGCUGGUCUCGAAAUAGAGCGAAGUGGUGGAAAGUUUGGUUCAUCCCUAUCGAGAUCAAGAAGUGCCCAAAGUUUGAAACAUCUCGGAGAUACCGGAACGCAAGAUGAUAAAAUGACAAUCUUAGCUCAACUCUUCUGGCUGGCGGUGUCACUCCUCGAGAGUGACUAUGAGCAUGAAUUUCUGCUUGCGCUGCGUCUUCUCAGUCGCGUGCUACAUCGCUUACCGCUCGAUCGCCCCGAUGCACGUGACAAAGUUGAGAAGCUACAGACACAGCUCAAGUGGACAGGCUAUCCAGGUGUACAUGCACUCCUCCUCAAGGGAUGCACCCAUUCGCCAACGUAUGAACAAACUAUCUCCGUCUUGUCCCAAUUUGCACCACUUCUCAGUCUUCCGGUGUGUGAUCCCACACAGAGUUGUGCAUUCCCCCUCAAUGUCAUCGCAUUGCUACCCUACAUGCUGCUCCACUACGAGGAUGCCAAUGAUGUGUGUGUCAGGAGUGCGGAGAAUAUUGCACAGGUUUCCUCAGAGUUGGGUUCAAAACUGGAGAACCUGGGUACAGUGAUGAUACUCUACAGUCGUAAAACAUUCAGCAAAGAAUCAUUUCAGUGGACGAAAUGUGUUGUAAAAUAUUUAUAUGACACAUAUGCGCAUAUGGGGUUGCAUAUGCUGGCAUUUCUAAUUGAGGUAUUGGAGAAGGGUUGGCAACAAGUACAACUGCAAGUGCUAAGUGUACUCCACUGUAUGCUCCACUAUAUUGAUUUAUCAUCUGCUCAGGCACAGCCAAUCAGUGCGGAUUUAUUGCGAGUUGUUGCAAAAUAUCUGGAUAGCGCACACUGGAAGGAGGCAAUGAAAAUACUAAAACUCGUCGUUACACGUAGUUCAAGCCUACAGGUGGUCCCACAAGGUCCCCCAGAGAUAAACUCUUCGCCCUUUUUCAUGCACAGCAGCUAUAGCGAUAGUGAGGUGUUCUAUAAAAAAGAAUUAGCAGGUAGAACGAUGGAUUUCACAUUUGAUGUCUCGCAAACACCCCUAAUUGGACGAAGGAUUCUCCUAAAGUCCGAAUCAGAUGCCCCAAUGGGUGGGGGUGGGGCUCAAGGGAGUGCCCAACAGAAGAAUGGACACCAAAAUCAGGGAUUCCUCGCACAUGCUGGUACACCUAAUUCCCCCAGACGUAGUGCAAGUCUCUCACCAGCUGACACAAUUCCUCUCAGUGGAUGGAAACGUCCCUGGAUGUCUCAGGGACGUGUCCGGGAGUGCCUUGUGAAUCUCCUAACAACAUGUGGGCAACGUGUUGGUCUCCCAAAGAGCCCAUCGUCUUUGACGUUGUUAAGUGGAUCAGUUCAAACGGUUCAAACUGUCAUCUUCAGUCAAUCGUCGGAUUUGAUGGAGCGCCAAUCGUCUGCUGCCUCCAGUACGGACGAAACAUCUGGGCCACAGCAGGAUCUGAGCGGUGGAUCCCGCAGGGAUGAUGGUCAACCUGAUUUUGGGGUAUUCAAGGACUUUGAUUUCCUUGAGUAUGAAAGUGAGAGUAUUGAGGGUGAAUCAACGGAUAAUUUCAAUUGGGGCGUACGCCGAAGACCCCUGUCGGAGGGUGAUAGUGAACCCCUCACGGGAUCUAAGCCACAUUCCCUCGUUGAGGAGAGUUUGAGUGAGAAAACACCUUUGCCACGGCGGAAGAGGCAUCAAGCUGAUGAUUCGUCCGAUGAGGAAGUUGAAUCGGAGUCCCCACUGGAUGAAGAUCAGCGUCCAUUGUUCACAAAACCCUUCCUUACGGGCCCACCGACGUCACUGAGUUUGCGUGAGCAGCGUCAUCGUCGGGAUUCAGUGUCAAGGAGUGAUACAAGUGGUUCCAGUGCAGGAGAUUUGGGUGAUAUUACCCCGUGCAAUGCUUCACCGCAUUUGCCGGGACUCAUUUCCUUCAGGGCACCAAUAAGGGAUGAUGGGGAGGAGGCAUGGCGUCAACAGAUGCAGGCAUUGCUUGUGAAUCAACCAUCAGGGCAUGCUCCGGAGCUUCUGCAGCAGCUCUAUCAGCUCGUGAGGGAACUCACGACGAAGACGAUAAUUAUUUCGAAGGAAUCUGUGCGAUUCUUUACGGGGAUUGGUGUACCACUGGGUGGAAGAAUCUCAGCCAUGAUGGAGCUUUUGGCUUCAAAGGGUGAACCACCGCGUGUGUGGCAUCAUCAGGGGAUCGUCACGACGCCAAGACUGUUUGAAACCCUCCGAUUUGGGGUGCUGGAAGUUCAGGAGCACCUUGAGACAUUCUUUGAUCGCAAAGAUCACGUUUUGGAGUGCCUCGAUUCCGUGAAGACUUCAUGCAAAUUAGCUCUCUUUAGUGAUAUUGAUCUGCAAAGUGAUGCCGCUGGGGCGUCUGGAUUUGCAUUUGAUCCAGCCACAGCGGAGAUUCUCAUUGAUUUAGGACGUGGCUUGUACAAGUUGAUGUUCCAAUUGCUAUUGCUUAUUGAGUCUGACAAUAAGAUACUUCUCAGUAUUGUGCAGAAUUUGCGACAGAAUGAGAAGAUGCAUGACUUCUCAAAGACACUCACCACAAUACGUAGUUCACUGCUGGGGUGCGUUGAUGACACAGAAAUGGAUUCAUUGGAUACGUCAACGUCGACUGAGGGGGAGAAUACCCCAACACCAUCCCCAAGUGUCCCCAUGACAAAUGCCGAGUUUGAGAAUGUUGUCGUGGAAUUGAUUGAGAAUCAGAGAUGGUCUGCGGUUCUUGCUCACGUGCGCCAACAUCGACAACUCACCGCGACGGCCGCCCCCACAUCGCCAUGCGGUGAUGCUACCCUCAAACUUUUUUACACGGAAACACCCUCCGUGCCAGAUGAUGUCACAUUCAUCAUCAACAUCUACUCUCAGAGAUUGACAAAGGAGCGUCAAGAUGUCUACAUAAUUUCACGUACGGAAAAUGAACUCACAGAUACGUAUACAAUUUUAAUGGAAAAUCUCUAUCAUGUCUCAUCGGCACUCAAUGCGAUGGAGCUUACGCUGAAAAAUAGCUCAUCGGGAUCAUCAUUGGGCGGUGGUGGUGGUGGUGGUGUGGCAGCUACUGUGGGAGCAUCAGCAUCAACACCAGCUUUUGGGGGAUCAUCAAAGGACACUGUUGAUAUUAUAACGACACUCUAGAAGAGGGAAAAGGGGGUGGUGCGACGAAUCCGCAGGAAGAGGAGACGCAUUAGAAGGAGGUAUCUGAAGCACAAGCAAACACAGUGCUUAAUUCCAUUUCGGAGGUUCUUAGAUACGAAAGACUAAAAGCACGGCGAUGGAAACUUUUAAUUAGUGCUACAUCUAAAUCACUUUCUCUCACACACUCUCUCUCCCUCCCUCUCUCUAUGGUAAGAAGUUCUCCACUUCUGCAGCUUAUUCGGGGGAUUUAUUAUAGACACCAUAAGGUAAAUUUUUUUCUUUUUUUUUUCUUUCAAUAAUUUUGGUUUAUUUUUUCUUUUUCUUUUUUUUUGAGAAUUCCUCCAAAAUAGUAUUUCAAGUUGAUUUUCUUUGACAAAAUAUUUUUGCUUUUUUUUAAGAAUUAAAAAAUAAAAGAUGAAGAUAAUUUAAAAAUUUUAAUAAAUUAAACUGAACUGAGUGAAUAAAUUAUAAUAUUAAGUCUUAUUAAGUAGUGAAAUAUUAUUAUACUUAAAAAUAAAAUAUGAAAUAAAGUAAUUUCUUAUAGAGCUAAAA
This is a messenger RNA of Lutzomyia longipalpis, 12266 nucleotides long. It is a transcript of the gene fry, whose product is annotated as protein furry. Gene Ontology annotation, cellular component: site of polarized growth; cell cortex. The record is from RefSeq and is a predicted model, not a curated record. Gene Ontology annotation, biological process: neuron projection development; cell morphogenesis. The coding region runs from base 1734 to 11714 and encodes 3326 amino acids. Lineage: Eukaryota; Metazoa; Arthropoda; Insecta; Diptera; Psychodidae. The transcript has 34 exons.